This is a messenger RNA of Myxocyprinus asiaticus (Chinese sucker), 1985 nucleotides long. Its product is annotated as layilin-like. Gene Ontology annotation, molecular function: hyaluronic acid binding. Lineage: Eukaryota; Metazoa; Chordata; Actinopteri; Cypriniformes; Catostomidae. Bases 109 to 1245 code for a protein of 378 amino acids. The record is from RefSeq and is a predicted model, not a curated record. The transcript is spliced from 8 exons.
UUCUACUGGAUGUAGCCCUCGUUGUGUUGGAUGUUCAUUCUUAGUUGUCUUGGCGUUUCUUCUUGGUGUUCUUUAAACUGUUACGUCUAGAAAAGUGGAAGUUUUUAAAUGGAUUUGAUGAAAUUAUCUGGAUGCGCGUUGAUUUUAAUCAGCGUCUCCGCGUGCGCGUCAAAGCUUCUCGGUGACAUUUACGAGCCCAGAGGCCAACAGAUCUGCAAGCGUGGCACUGAGAAGCCCUGCUAUAAAAUCGCCUAUUUUCAGGAUAGCCAACGUAAACUCAACUUUGAAGAUGCAAGCCGAGCCUGCAGGAGUGAUGGUGGUGACCUUCUCAGUAUUGAGUCUAAAUCUGAGCAGAAGUUGAUAGAGACUUUUAUCUACGAAUUGAAAGCAUCGGAUGGAGACUUCUGGAUAGGGCUCCGUAGGGAUCAAGGCUAUGAGGAGAUGAAUGGAAACUGCCCAUCCCAGUACUACUGGCUGGAUGGAAGCCAGGCAACCUUCAGGAAUUGGCACUUGGACGAGCCUUCUUGUGGGUUUGAGGUGUGUGUUGUGAUGUACCAUCAGCCCUCUGCUCCUCCUGGUCAGGGUGGCCCUUACAUGUUCCAGUGGAAUGAUGACAAUUGUGAAACCAAGAACAACUUUAUCUGCAAGUACACUAAAGAUAAACUUGCAGCACCAAUCCCUAAAGAAAAUGGAACAUUUGGAGAUGCUCUUCCGACACCCAAAAUACCCAGAGACCCUUCUGCCACAGUGAAUGAUGAUGGCAUGAGGGUGGUUCUAUCUAACCCUGCAGACAGUGCUCUCAAUAUUGCCUACAUUGUACUGCCUACCAUACCACUACUUCUGCUACUGAUUGUUGCAACUGGAGUUUUCUGCAUCAAGCUUUUCACAAAGAGGAAGAAAGAACAAUCUCAGACCUGUCCAAAGGAAACUGGAUAUUGGGCAGCAGGGGAAAGAUGCCAAAACCCGAGCCCUGAUGUCUACAAUGUCAUCCGAAGGCAGCAUGAAUCCGACCUAGCCGGCACACGCCCUGACAUCAAGAACACUUCCUUCCUGGGUUCUUCUCCAGACACUCCACCGGGAGAUUAUGACAACCUGGCAAGCAGGGACACUGAGAGUGGUUUUGUGACACUGGCCAGCACUGAGAGCGGCUUUGUUACCAAUGAUAUGUAUGACACGCUGCAAGGCCGUGGAAAUGGGAAAUACUACAGAGACCAAGGAUGGAUGGAUGAAUUAUAUGACUACUGAAAUGCAAGAAGAACAUUAGUUUGAUCCUGGAUUCUCCCUUUGAGAAUAAAGCAAUAGUGGCUGUUGAUCUGUUCACCAAGUGUUGGUGUAAGAUAUCCAAUAUUAGUAUAGGUUUGAAACUGUGGAGCACUACAGCUUAAAAGAACAUUCAAAUGAGGUCUGAAAAUGUGUGGACUCUGUGCAGCCUUACUUUAGGAUCUUCAAUAUGCAUUACAUGAAUGAGAGAGAACAGUUCUACAUUAUAUUUUCCAUCUACCAUAAAUGUAAUGGCUACCAGAGUUUCAGUGGAGCAACAUCUGAAGUUUGCGGGUACUACAUUAGUAUCAGAUGUAGCUUUUUACCUAUGUUUCUAGUUUUUUUUUUUUUGUAGACCCCCAUUACACAUGCUAAAAUAACCACAACUGUAAUACUAACCAGUUUCUCAAUGCAUCUUCAAGCCAAUUUUGGCUACUGCAAGUAUGAUUUGAGAAGCACGCCAAUGGUGAUACAACUUUAAAAAGAUGAAAUAUUAUAAUAUUUCAACAAACUGCUCAACAAAUCAUAAUGAGAUGGCUUGGGGAUGAGCUUGGAUGUUUUGCAUGACCCUGUUAUGAUGCUUUUUUUGAAUGUGCUGUAUUGGACUCAGUAAGAACACUGUGACAGUCUCUUCCAGACUGUCUUUUUCUGUGAAAUAAUGAAUGACCAAAAAUCCUUCAAGUUUCUUAUGCAAAAAUAUUUGAAUGUGUAUGCAGUGAUGUUGA